Molecule: messenger RNA, 2014 nt
Organism: Hymenoscyphus albidus
Lineage: Eukaryota; Fungi; Ascomycota; Leotiomycetes; Helotiales; Helotiaceae
Source: the annotation of a GenBank genome assembly
GUCACCUUUCCAAGGUAACAAAGUCUAGGUAAGAAGAUAUCACGUGGUAAUGAAAUAUGACAGGGGUAUCAUCCCCAACCCUCAGCCUUGCCAACGCAAGGCGCCUGCCCAGGGGAGAACGAGACUCCAGAAAUCUCCAAGUGUCAUCAGCCCAGUGAGCGCCAACCCAAGAAACUCCAACCAUACCCUCCAAAUUCUCAUCGCAACCUCUCGGUCGUUCCCUCGAGCAUUCAAUCUGUUCGUUGCCUGUUUUCCCCGCCGUGAACUCGCCAUGAGUCGGUAGCAGCGCAACGACUAGAAAGAAACGUUGUGGUGUCCAUACGAUUACUCGUAUCGUAGUGCAGUCCGCCAACUCAAAUAGCCCGCUGUCAGAAAUUCUAAGAUGUUUGACGGUCUAUUUUUACUGCUCGUGCUGAGCGUGGUGAUGGCGUUAUCGUAGGACAAUUCUCCAAAACCAGCAGACAUGCGCCGAAGCUUAACUAAUGCCAUCUGUAGCUCAUUCCUAGCCGGCGCUCUACCUCUAUCCAUGACUUUGUCUUCAUCACAACUUCGAUUGAUCUCAACAAUAGGUAUGGGAGUGCUUGUUGGCACAUCAUUGAUAGUUAUUAUACCCGAAGGCAUUGAAGCAGUUUAUACCGCGGGCGAAGCAGGAAACUCGCAUGCGCGAAGGGGUUUGCAACAAAGGGAUGCGGUCGCUUGGCCAGUGAAAGCUGGAAUUGCGCCAAUGCUUAUUGAGAAGAGAACCCGAGGUGCUAUACGGCGAGACGCUGGUGUUUUAGACGAACAUUUGAGUGUGAUGAUUGAGAGGGAUAUUGUUGGGAAGGAUACCACGACACCUACAUCCCCUCCAGCAGAGAAGGGAAGCACUCCGCCAGCAGAUAAAUCUCACCCAGGAGAAAAGGCCAAAGAGCAAUAUCCCCACGAGGCAGAGAAAGAGCCCCCAACAUUUUAUGUUGGACUAUCGUUGAUAUUGGGAUUCAUUCUAAUGUUCCUCAUUGAUAAACUUCCAAAACACGCCUCAGAGAAUUUACAAACUCCACACGCAGCAAGAGAAAUUAAUCUCCAAAACUUAAGUAGGACAUCUUCUUCUGAUGUUGACGAAGAGUCGGAAAGUUUUCUACAAUCCAUGGCCCCGACACCAAAACAGACACGGAGUUUAGCCACCACUACGGGCCUCGUAAUUCAUGCUGCUGCAGACGGCAUUGCAAUGGGAGCUUCAACGUCAUCAUCAAAUCAGAAAUUGGGACUAAUUAUUUUCGUUGCAAUUAUGAUACACAAAGCCCCCGCUGCUUUUGGAUUGACCUCUGUCCUAUUGAAACAAGGCCUUUCUAAGCGUGCUGCUCGAGGGCACUUGAUCCUCUUCAGCUUAGCAGCUCCGUUUGGGGCUCUCUCGACAUGGUUGUUAGUCAACAUUAUGGGAGGUAAUCACGUCGAGGGAGAAAGAGGACAGUGGUGGACCGGCAUGCUACUUUUGUUCAGUGCAGGUACAUUCUUGUAUGUGUCCCAUAAAGCUCGCUUCACUCGAAUCUUACUAAUCAUCCGCAGAUAUGUGGCCAUGCACGCAAUGCAAGAAGACUCGGGACAAGAACAUCAACAUUCCACAAGUAACGGAUACUCAGACGGAGGGAGUUCCCAGAGGAACAAACCAAAGCCCCAAAUGAGGGACACAUUUGCAGCUGUAGGUGGAAUGUUGAUUCCACUGCUUACACAAAUUGGACAUCAUCAUUAGAUGUAUGUUGAUUACGUUGUGUUGUUUUUGAAACCAUGUAAAACCAUACGUGUAGCGUGCGUGACAGGCAAUUUGACUGAUUUUAUUUGGGCACGCUUGUCGUCGGCGUUCUAUUUUUUUCUUGUUAUAAAAGAUAUUUCGCGCCUUGGUUCUCUUUUGCUGGAGCUGUGGAAUCAUGAUUAUGGAUUUGUAAGAUUUAUGGGCUUGGGCAUGGAUGGUGGAGAUAGAGAGGAAGACCCGAAGACGGGGAUGAGAGAUAUACAUAUCAUUACAAGAACGAAUUCG